AUGCCGCCCCCCACGCCGUCGACCGAGGAGCUCUUCCGCCCGCCGGUUCUUCGCCCGUUCUCCGGGACACUCGACCGGUCCCUCUUCUCCAAGACGAUCCCGCUCGCAGCUGCGACAGUGAGCAGCAAUCAGAACAUUGCACGAUAUAGGCGCGAGCUCGAAAAGGCCAAAGAAAUCCUGUGCGUCGAUCGAAUCAACGCCAUCGCCGCGCAUCCAGAUCCGGUCCUGGCGUCGCAAGGCAAGAAAUGCCUGCUGCUCGACCCCAGCGCCAAACCGACACAGCCGGAGACAUGGGGCGCUGUGCUUAAGGGUGGCGUUGAGAAGGAUGAGCUCGGCGUCAUUCCAUAUGAGCUGAAGCUCGAUUAUUCGUACUAUGGCUUCUUGGACGUAAUCACGUCGAUCCUGCCCGAGGAGCUGCACGACGAGAUCCCCUCCGGCUUCAACGCCGCCGGCCACGUUGCGCACCUGAAUCUACGGGAGCCAUACUGGCCUUACAAGGCGCUGAUUGGCGAGAUCCUCGUAGACAAGAACGCCCACAUCCGCACAGUGAUCAACAAAGUCGACAAUGUCGGCACUGAGUCUGAAUUCCGGACUUUUGCGUACGAAGUACUCGCCGGCCCAGACGACAUGGACGUUGAGGUCCGCGAGAAUGACUGCGCCUUUCACUUUGACUACAGCAAGGUUUACUGGAACAGCAAGCUCGAAAAGGAACACACCCGGCUUAUCGGCAUGUUCAAACCCGGCGAGGUGGUAUGCGAUGUCAUGGCUGGAAUUGGGCCUUUUGCCGUGCCCGCUGGCAAGAAGGGCGUGUUUGUGUGGGCUAAUGACAUGAACCCGGAAAGUCACAAAUAUCUCACCGAGGCCAUCAAGCGAAACAAGGUUGGGCAAUACGUUCGGCCCUUCAACAGCGAUGGGCGCAAAUUCAUCCACGAGGCGGCAGACUCCGUCCAUGCUGCCGCGACGGCCGGUGAGCACGCCGUCAUACAGAAGAAAGCCCGCCGUCAUCGUCAAGACAACGGUGCGACUGAGAAGGAGCUUCCGCCCCCUGAAAAGGUCCCAAUACCACCAACCAUCGCACAUUUCGUUAUGAAUCUUCCCGCAUCGGCCUACACCUUCGUACACCAUUACCGUGGGAUCUAUGCCGGUAAAGAGGACCUCUUCGUGCCUCACACAAGCACGAAACUACCCCUGGUUCACGUGCACUGUUUUGCUCUAAAGAGCGACGACGAGGUGCCGUUAUUGGACAUCUGCGAGCGCCUGACCAAUGAGCUUGGUGUCAAAAUGGUGCCAGGAGAUGCCGAUAAUUAUGGCGAAGCCAGUAUACACAAUGUCCGGGACGUGGCUCCGGCCAAGCGGAUGUUCUGUGCAACAUUCAGGCUCCCUCCCGAGGUUGCCUUUGCCCCACGGACGUAA
Neoarthrinium moseri is the source of this 1413-nucleotide messenger RNA. RefSeq lists its product as uncharacterized. The transcript has a single exon. Gene Ontology annotation, biological process: tRNA N1-guanine methylation; mitochondrial tRNA methylation. Gene Ontology annotation, cellular component: cytoplasm; mitochondrial matrix. The coding region runs from base 1 to 1413 and encodes 470 amino acids. The record is from RefSeq and is a predicted model, not a curated record. Lineage: Eukaryota; Fungi; Ascomycota; Sordariomycetes; Amphisphaeriales; Apiosporaceae.